GGUGAUUUCUGGGAUAUGGCAGAUGCUGCAGUGGUGUGUAGAGAACUGGACUGUGGAGAACCUGUAGAUGCUGUGACUGAUGAUGACUUUGGGCAAGGAUCGGGACCAAUCUGGAUGAGUGCUGUAUUAUGUACUGGAUCAGAGUCUACACUGAAGAACUGUGGAUCAUCAGGAUGGAGCAUAAAUAUCUGUACUCACAAUGCAAAUUCGGGGGUCAUAUGUUCAGGUCAUAAGCCUUCCAGACUUGCUGCUGGAUCUCACCUGUGCUCUGGGAGAUUAGAGAUACUUCAUGAUCAGACGUGGAUGUCAGUGUGUGACGCUGCCUUUGACCAGCAGGAUGCAGAGGUUGUGUGUAGAGAGCUGGACUGUGGGGCUCCUGUACAGGUGCUGGGAGCAGCUGCUUUUGACAAAGGAGACACUCAGAUGUGGACACAAGAGAUUCAGUGCAGAGGAAAUGAAUCUCAUAUUUCAUUCUGUUCAAUAUCAUCAACACACAAACACAACUGCAGCAGUGACAAUAAUGUGGGUCUGAAAUGUUCUGUUGUUUGUCCAGGUUACGCUGAUCUCAGAUUGGUAAAUGGCUCAGACUCUUGUUCUGGAAGAGUGGAGCUUCAGUUUCUCAAUGAGUGGGGCACAGUGUGUGAUGCAUGCUGGGAUAUGAGAGCUGCCAGUGUCCUCUGUAGACAGCUGAAUUGUGGGAUUGCUGUGUCUGUUGUGGGAUCAGACUGGUUUGGAGAGGGAAGUGGUGAAAUCUGGGCUGAUGUGUUUGAUUGUGACGGGAAUGAAACAAAACUCUCAGAAUGUUCCAUCUCUUCAUGGAGUCGAGCUGAAUGUUCUCAUAGACGAGAUGUUGGAGUCAUCUGCUCUGAUUCCUCUCUGGCUCUUCAUGAUGGUCUGGUGCGGUUGUCUGGAGAGAGACAGUGUGAGGGGGAGGUGGAAGUUUUCAUCCAUCAGGUCUGGAGGAGAGUUCUGCUGGACUCCUGGAGUCUCACUGAAUCCUCUGUGGUCUGCAGACAGCUGGGCUGUGGCUCUGUGCUGAACUUCUACGGCUCCUCUUCAUCCAGUCCUGAACACAGUCAUGAGUGUGUGACGGGCUUCCAGUGCUCUGGGAGUGAAGCUCAUCUGGGGAACUGCAGCUCUCCACAAACUCUCAACUGCAGCUCCACACAACAGCUGUCAAUCACCUGCCUUGGUCGUGGGUCCAUCAGGCUGGUGGGUUCUGGGGGAGACUGUGCAGGGAGGCUGGAGGUUUUUCACAGCGGCUCAUGGGGGACAGUGUGUGAUGACUCCUGGGAUAUUAAAGAUGCCCAUGUGGUGUGCAGACAGCUGCAGUGUGGAGUGGCCCUCAGUAACCAGCAGGUACCAGCCUGGUUUGGUCCUGGUUCUGGACCCAUAUGGCUGGAUGAGGUGGAGUGUGAGGGGAAUGAGACGUCCCUGUGGAGCUGCUCUUCUCCAGGCUGGGGAAAACAUGACUGUAAUCACAAGGAGGAUGUAGGAGUUGUGUGCUCAGAGUUUAAAGAGAUCAGGUUAACUGAGGGCUGUGAAGGGAAUGUGGAGGUUUUCUACAAUGGAUCCUGGGGUAAUGUGUGCUGGAACCAGAUGGACAGAGACACAGCGAGUCUGAUCUGUCAAGAGCUGAACUGUGGAAGAUCUGGUGCUUUUUCUAAUUCUAUACCAAGACUGGAAUCAGCUCCUAACUGGCUGGAUAAAGUGAAAUGUCGACCACAUGAUUCAAAUCUGUGGCAGUGUCCAUCUUUACCCUGGGGACAGAAUGACUGUGAUGUUGAUGAAGUGGCCAAAAUCACCUGCUCAGAACAGGAGAGUCAUGAUUCCCCUAGAAGCUAUUUGUCAUGCCCCACAACUGCUCACCAGAGAGAGUGUUCAGAUCAUGUUCCUCUCAGACUGAGUGGAGGGGAGGGCCGGUGCUCUGGGAGGCUGGAGGUGUAUCAUAACGCUGUGUGGGGCUCAGUCUGUGAUGAUCAGUGGGACAUCAGUGAUGCUCAGGUGGUCUGCAGGCAGCUGGGUUGUGGAGCAGCACUGAGGGCUGAUGGGAAUUCAGUCUUUGGUGCUGGUGAAGGUGUUGUGUGGCUGAACAGAGUCGAGUGCAGAGGGAAUGAGAUUCACCUGUGGGACUGUCCUCUCUCCCUGAAAAACCACACUGACUGCUCCCACAAAGAGCACGCUGGACUCACCUGUGCAGAUUUGUCAGUGUCCACUACUCCUGCAACAACAUCAGCUUCUCCUCCAGUUUCUCCUCCAGUGCACUCAACAUCAGUAACUCUUCCAAAAACUCCUCCAGAAGUGUCUCUCUCCGUCCCCCCAGUGCUUGUGAUUGUACUGGUAGUUGUGCUCUUACUGCUCUUAGUGCCACUGCUUAUACUGAUUCAGCAGAACAGAGUGAUGAGGAGAGCUCUCUCUAAGAGACACAGGAUGACAACUGAGGCCGUUUAUGAGGAGAUCCAAAACAGACCCACUAAUAAACACAGGCUCUUCACUCAGAGAGAUUGA
Labeo rohita (rohu) is the source of this 2508-nucleotide messenger RNA. RefSeq names its product scavenger receptor cysteine-rich type 1 protein M130-like. Gene Ontology annotation, cellular component: membrane. The record is from RefSeq and is a predicted model, not a curated record. NCBI's taxonomy places the organism in Eukaryota, Metazoa, Chordata, Actinopteri, Cypriniformes, Cyprinidae. The transcript has 11 exons. The coding region runs from base 16 to 2508 and encodes 830 amino acids.